Messenger RNA from Labeo rohita (rohu), 1029 nucleotides. RefSeq names its product putative nuclease HARBI1. NCBI's taxonomy places the organism in Eukaryota, Metazoa, Chordata, Actinopteri, Cypriniformes, Cyprinidae. The record is from RefSeq and is a predicted model, not a curated record. The transcript has a single exon. The coding region runs from base 1 to 1029 and encodes 342 amino acids.
AUGGCGGGUAUUGUUCAUCGUUACCGUAGGAGAAGGAACUGUCAAAGGGUGGAUGCUGAGCAUGCAAAACCACUCGAGCAAUACACAUCAGAAGAACUGUAUGCACGUUUUCGUUUUGGGAGAGAUGACAUCAAGUACAUUGCAGAUCUUAUCAGGCCAACACUCCAACACCAAACCCAAAGGAGUCAUGCUUUAUCCGUGGAGGAACAGUGCUUAAUCACUCUGCGCUUUUACGCAUGUGGGACUUUCUACCAAGUAAUUGGUGACAACAUGGGAGUAAGAAAAACAACCGUGAGUAAUGUGGUGAAGGCUAUGUCAGUAGCACUGGGCAGUCUGAUCAAUCAAUUAUUUUACUUUCCCAAGGAUGACCAGACAGCUCAGACUAAGCACAAGUUUUUUCAAAUGGGGAACAUGCCUAGCACUAUUGGUGCUAUUGACUGUACUCAUGUGCAUAUCCAAGCACCUUAUGAAAUGGAAUGGGAGUAUGUCAAUCGAAAGGGGAGGCACAGCAUCAACAUCCAACUUGUGGGCAACGCCAACCUCAUAAUAACAAACUGUGUUGUGAAAUGGCCAGGGUCUAUUCAUGAUGCACGUAUUCUAAGAGAAAGUGCACUAUACAGAGCACUACAAUCCCACCGACCAAAUGACAUAAUAUUGGGAGACAGUGUGUAUCCCCUCCUACCAUGGCUAAUGACCCCUUUUCCAGUUGCAAACACACCUGAGGAGUCUCGCUUCAACUCUUCACAUUGCAAAACAAGAUGUGCCAUUGAACGCUUAAAUGGAGUCCUGAAGAGAAGGUUGGCAUGUCUUAACUACUUGCGAGUGCAACCCAAGGUGGUAUGCAACAUAAUCCUUGCAUGCAUUGUUUUGCAUAACAUUUCAACCAGGCGUCAUGUCCCUCUUGAUGACAAUUUUGAUGAACUUGAGCCUGAUGUAGAACCAGAACAGCCACCAAUGUUCUUACAUAAUGAAGGACACACUGGACAUGCAAUUAGAGAUGCAAUUGUGAGAAAUUACUUUUGCUAUUAA